Messenger RNA from Closterium sp. NIES-65, 2442 nucleotides. The record is from the annotation of a GenBank genome assembly. NCBI's taxonomy places the organism in Eukaryota, Viridiplantae, Streptophyta, Zygnematophyceae, Desmidiales, Closteriaceae.
AUGUCCCCUUACAGCUCCCCGUUCUCCUCCGCGUGCCUCCCCAACCAUUCCCAUUCCCGUUUCCCUCUCUUCCUCGCCUUCCCUCGUUUCCCUCUCUUCUCUCCCUUCCUUCGCUUCCCAAUCUUCCCUCCCUUCCCUUGUUUCCCUCUCGUCCCUCCCUUCCUGAGUUUCCCUCUCUUCUCUCCCUUCCCGCGGUUCCCUCUCUUCACUCCCUUCCCUCGUUCCCUCUCUGCCCUCCCUUCCCUUGUUUCCCUCUCUUCCCUCCCUUCCCUCGUUUCCCUCUCUUCCCUCCUUCCCUCGUUUCCCUCUCUUCCCUCCCUCCCCUCAAUUCCCUCACUAUCCUCACUUCCCUUGAUUCCCUCUCUUCCUCCCCUUCCCUCGUUUCCCUCUCUUCCUCGCCUUCCCUCGUUUCCCUCUCUUCUCUCCCUUCCCGCGGUUCCCUCUCUUCCCUCCCUUCCCUCGUUUCCCUCUCUUCCCUCCUUCCCUCGGUUCCCUCUCUUCCCUCCCUCCCCUCGGUUCCCUCAUUAUCCUCCCUUCCCUCGAUUCCCUCUCUUCCUCCCCUUCCCUCGUUUCCAUCUCUUCCUCUGUCUACUGACAUCCUCGCCUUCCCUCGUUUCCCUUUCUUCCCUCCCUUCCCUCGCUUCCCUCUCUUCCCUUCCUUCCCUCGUUUCCCUCUCUUGCUCCCCUUCCCUUGUUUCCCUCUCUUCCCUCCCUCCCCUCGGUUCCCUCACUAACCUCCCUUCCUUCGAUUCCCUCACUUCCUCCCCUUCCCUCGUUUCCCUCUCUUCCCUCCCUUCCCUCGUUUCCCUCGUUUCCCUCUCUUCCCUCCCUUCCCUCGUUCCCUCUCUGUCCUCCCUUCCCUUGUUUCCCUCUCUUCCCUCCCUUCCCUCAUUUCCCUCUCUUCCCUCCCUUCCCCCGUUUCCCUCUCUUCCCUCCCUCCCCUCGGUUCCCUCACUAUCCUCCCUUCCCCGUUUCCCUCUCUUCUGUCCCUUCCCCCAUUUCCCUCUCUUCCUCGCCUUCCCUCGUUUCCCCUCUCUUCUGUCCCAUCCCUCGUUUCCAUCUCUUCCUUGCCUUCCCUCGUUUCCCCUCUCUUCCCUCUAUUCCCUCGUUUCCCUCUCUUCCCUCCUUUCCUUCGUUUCCCUCUCUUCCCUCCCUUCCCUCGUUUCCCUCUCUUCCCUCCAUUCCCUCUUUCCCUCUCUUCCUUGCCUUCCCUCGUUUCCCCUCUCUUCCAUCUCUUCCCUCGUUUCCCUCCCUUCCCUCGGUUCCCUCUCUUCCCUUGGUUCCCUCUCUUCCCUCCCUUCCCUCGUUUCCCUCUCGUCCCUCCCUUCCCUUGUUUCCCUCUCUUCCCUCCCUUCCCUCGUUUCCCUCUCUUCCCUCCCUUCCCUCGUUUCCCUCUCUUCCCUCUGGUUCCCUCCCCUCCCUCCUUUCCCUCCAACCCCUCCUUUCUCCCCCUUCUCCCCAUUCCCUCCCUUCUCUCCCUGCUUGCAUUCAGAAUCUCUCCUUUUCCUCCCUCCCCUCCCGUCUCUCCCUUCCCUCCCUUCUCUCCCUUCCCUCCCUUCUCUCUCUUCCCUCCCUUCCCUCCCUUCCCUCCCUUCCCUCCCUUCCCUCCCAAAACUCCCUUCCCUCUCUUCCCUCCUCCCCUCGGUUCCCUCACUAUCCUCCCUUCCCUCGAUUCCCUCUCUUCCUCCCCUUCCCUCGUUUCCCUCUCUUCCUCGCCUUCCCUCGUCUCCCUCCCUUCCCUCGUUUCCCUCUCUUCCCUCCCUUCCCUCGUUUCCCUCUCUUCCCUCUGGUUCCCUCCCCUCCCUCCUUUCCCUCCAACCCCUCCCUUCUCCCCCUUCUCCCCAUUCCCUCCCUUCUCUCCUUGCUUGCAUUCAGAAUCUCUCCUUUUCCUCCCUCCCCUCCCGUCUCUCCCUUCCCUCCCUUCUCUCCCUUCCCUCCCUUCUCUCCCUUCCCUCCCUUCUCUCUCUUCCCUCCCUUCCCUCCCUUCCCUCCCUUCCCUCCCUUCCCUCCCUUAUCAACCUUCCCUUUCUUCCCUCCCUUCCCUCCCUUCUCUCUCUUCCCUCCCUUCCCUUCCUUUCCCCUUCUUACCCUCUCUUCCCUCCCUUAUCAACCUUCCCUUUCUUCCCUCUCUUUCCUCCCUUCCCUCCCCUCCCUCCCUUCCCCCUCUUCCCUCCCUGCGAUCUCUUUCUUCUCUUCUCCCCCCCCCCCCCCCCCCCCCCCCCCACCUUCUCCUCCAUCCCUCAGCACGGCCCCCAUCAGCGCCAAAAAUUUAGGGCCGCCCCUUGUCCAUCUACUCCCUUUGGCACUUUCUGCCCUUCAGUCCCACCUCUUCAUCCUCACCCCUCCACUUCGCCUACCCAUCUCCUCAAGCCCUCUAACCUCCUGGUCAUCCCUGCCUUGUUGUCUCCCCUUCAUGCCUCCCAUCACCACUCCUUCCUCUAG